Hirundo rustica (Barn swallow) is the source of this 13266-nucleotide messenger RNA. It is a transcript of the gene NF1, whose product is annotated as neurofibromin 1. Bases 46 to 8598 code for a protein of 2850 amino acids. The transcript has 59 exons. The record is from RefSeq and is a predicted model, not a curated record. NCBI's taxonomy places the organism in Eukaryota, Metazoa, Chordata, Aves, Passeriformes, Hirundinidae. Gene Ontology annotation, biological process: regulation of GTPase activity.
CCGCCCGCGCGCACCCGGCGCUCCCCGGGCGGGCGGCGGCGGGACAUGGCGGCGCACAAGCCCGUGGAGUGGGUGCAGGCCGUGGUGAACCGCUUCGACGAGCAGCUUCCAAUAAAGGCUUGCCAGCAGAAUACCCACACCAAAGUCAGCACGGAGCACAACAAGGAAUGUCUCAUCAACAUUUCCAAGUACAAGUUUUCCCUGGUCAUCAGUGGUCUCACCAAUAUCUUAAAAAAUGUUAAUAACAUGAGAAUAUUUGGAGAAACUGCUGAAAAGAAUUUAUAUCUAUCUCAGCUGAUUAUCUUGGAUACACUGGAAAAAUGUCUGGCAGGGCAACCCAAGGACACCAUGCGCCUGGACGAGACCAUGCUGGUGAAGCAGCUGCUGCCCGAGAUCUGCCACUUCAUCCACACCUACCGCGAGGGCAACCAGCACGCGGCCGAGCUGCGCAGCUCCGCCUCGGGGGUGCUCUUCUCGCUCAGCUGCAACAACUUCAACGCCGUCUUCAGCCGCAUCUCCACCAGGUUGCAGGAACUGACUGUUUGUUCAGAGGAUAAUGCUGAUGUUCAUGAUAUUGAACUUUUACAGUACAUCAGUGUGGAUUGUUCAAAACUCAAACGACUCUUACAAGAGACUGUAUUCAAGUUUAAAGCCCUUAAGAAAGUAGCUCAGUUAGCUGUUAUCAACAGUCUUGAGAAGGCGUUUUGGAACUGGGUGGAAAACUAUCCAGAUGAAUUCACAAAGCUCUACCAAACCCCCCAGACUGACAUGGCUGAUUGUGCUGAGAAGUUGUUUGAUUUAGUGGAUGGCUUUGCUGAAAGCACAAAACGUAAAGCAGCAGUGUGGCCACUGCAGAUCAUCCUCCUGGUCCUGUGUCCAGAGAUAAUCCAAGAUAUAGCGAAGGAUGUGGUAGAGGAAACUAAAAUGAACAAGAAGCUGUUCCUGGACAAUCUCAGGAAGGCCCUGGCAGGACACAGUGGGAGCAGGCAGCUGACUGAAAGUGCCGCUAUUGCUUGUGUUAAACUGUGCAAGGCAUCUACGUACAUCAACUGGGAGGAUAAUUCUGUCAUCUUCUUGCUAGUGCAGUCCAUGGUAGUAGAUCUUAAGAAUUUGCUGUUUAACCCAAGCAAACCUUUUUCAAGAGGCAAUCAGAAUGCAGAUGUAGACCUGAUGAUUGACUGCUUGGUUUCCUGCUUCCGCAUAAAUCCUCACAAUAACCAGCACUUCAAGAUCUGCUUGGCACAGAAUUCCCCAUCAACAUUUCAUUAUGUGCUGGUAAAUUCACUCCACCGAAUCAUCACAAAUUCGGCUCUGGACUGGUGGCCGCGCAUCGACGCCGUGUACUGCCACGCCGUGGAGCUGCGCAGCAUGUUCAGCGACACCCUGCACCGCGCCAUGCAGGGCUGCGGGGCGCACCCCACCAUCCGCAUGACCCCGAGCCUUACAUUUAAGGAGAAAAUGACAAGCCUUAAAUUUAAAGAAAAACCUACUGAUUUGGAAACUAGAAGCUACAAGUUUUUGCUGUUGUCCUUGGUGAAACUGAUCCAUGCAGAUCCAAAACUUUUGCUGUGUAACCCCAGGAAGCAGGGCUCCGACUCACAGGGCAGCACGGCCGAGCUGAUCACGGGGCUGGUGCAGCUGGUGCCGCAGUCCAGCAUGCCCGACAUCGCCCAGGAGGCCAUGGAGGCCUUGCUGGUUCUUCACCAGUUGGACAGCAUUGACUUGUGGAAUCCUGAUGCUCCUAUAGAAACGUUCUGGGAGAUCAGUUCACAAAUGCUUUUUUAUAUCUGCAAGAAGCUUACAAGUCAUCAGAUGCUCAGCAGUACGGAAAUCCUCAAGUGGCUGCGAGAGAUUCUCAUCUGUAGGAAUAAAUUUCUGCUAAAAAACAAACAAUCAGAUAGGAGUUCCUGCCACUUCCUCUUCCUUUAUGAUGUCUCAGGGAGUGGAACUAGUCAGAUUUCUCUUGACCAUGACGAAAUGUUACGCUGUACACCAGGGGCUACCCUGAGGAAAGGGAAGGGGAAUUCUUCUAUGGAAAGCGCAGCAGGAUGCAGUGGAACACCGAUCUGCCGCCAAGCCCAGACCAAGCUGGAAGUGGCCUUAUACAUGUUCCUGUGGAGCCCAGAUAUCGAGGCAGUCCUGGUGGCCAUGUCCUGCUUCCGUCACCUCUGUGAGGAGGCCGACAUCAGAUGUGGAGUAGAUGAGGUCUCAGUGCAUAAUUUUUUGCCAAACUACAACACCUUCAUGGAGUUUGCAUCUGUGAGCAACAUGAUGUCGACAGGGAGAGCAGCUCUUCAGAAGAGAGUGAUGGCGUUAUUGAGGCGCAUUGAGCACCCCACUGCGGGCAACACUGAGGCCUGGGAGGAUACGCAUGCGAAAUGGGAACAAGCUACAAAACUAAUCCUUAACUACCCAAAGACCAAAAUGGAGGAUGGACAGGUGACCGAGAGCCUGCACAAGACGAUCGUGAAGCGGCGGAUGUCGCACGUCAGCGGCGGCGGCUCCAUCGACCUGUCGGACACGGAGUCGCUGCAGGAGUGGAUCAACAUGACAGGAUUCCUGUGUGCCCUGGGCGGGGUGUGCCUGCAGCACCGCAGCAGCGCCGGGCUGGCCACCUACAGCCCCCCCAUGGGCCCCCUCAACGAGCGCAAGGGCUCCAUGAUCUCCAUGGUCUCCACCGAGGGCAGCGUGGAGACCCCGGUCAGCAAAUUCAUCGACCGCCUGCUCACCCUGAUGGUCUGCAACCACGAGAAGGUGGGGCUGCAGAUACGGACCAACAUCAAAGACCUGGUGGGGCUGGAGCUCAGCCCAGCGCUUUACCCGAUGCUCUUCAACAAACUGAAGAAUACCAUCAGCAAGUUCUUUGAUUCUCAAGGACAGGUCUUGUUAACUGACACCAACACCCAAUUUGUCGAGCAAACCAUUGCUAUAAUGAAGAAUUUGCUUGACAAUCACACAGAAGGGAGCUCAGAACACCUCGGACAAGCGAGCAUUGAGACAAUGAUGCUGAAUCUGGUUAGGUAUGUGCGCGUGCUUGGAAAUCUGGUACAUGCCAUUCAAAUAAAAACAAAGCUCUGUCAGUUAGUGGAAGUAAUGAUGGAAAGGAGAGAUGACCUUUCAUUUUGUCAAGAAAUGAAAUUUAGGAACAAAAUGGUGGAGUAUUUGACAGACUGGGUAAUGGGAACAUCUAAUCAAGCAACAGACGAGGAUGUGAAGUGCUUGACAAGAGACUUGGACCAGGCAAGUAUGGAAGCAGUGGUCUCUCUGCUUGCUGGGCUUCCACUUCAGCCUGAAGAAGGAGAUGGUGUUGAGUUGAUGGAAGCAAAAUCUCAAUUAUUUCUCAAGUACUUCACGCUGUUCAUGAACCUGCUGAACGACUGCAGCGAGGCGGAGGAGGACGGGGCGGCGGCGGGCGGGCGCAAGCGCGGCAUGUCGCGCAGGCUGGCGUCGCUGCGCCACUGCACCGUGCUGGCCAUGUCCAACCUGCUCAACGCCAACGUGGACAGCGGCCUCAUGCACUCCAUAGGCCUGGGCUACCAUAAGGACCUCCAGACCAGAGCCACGUUCAUGGAAGUCCUCACCAAAAUCCUGCAGCAGGGCACGGAGUUUGAUACCUUGGCAGAAACGGUGCUGGCGGAUCGGUUUGAGCGAUUGGUGGAGCUGGUCACGAUGAUGGGUGACCAGGGGGAGCUUCCUAUUGCUAUGGCUUUAGCCAACGUGGUGCCUUGUUCGCAGUGGGAUGAGCUGGCUCGUGUCCUGGUCACACUCUUUGAUUCCCGGCACCUGCUCUACCAGCUCCUCUGGAAUAUGUUCUCAAAGGAGGUUGAGUUGGCAGACUCCAUGCAGACACUCUUCCGAGGAAACAGCUUGGCCAGUAAAAUAAUGACUUUCUGUUUUAAGGUCUAUGGUGCUACGUACCUGCAGAAGCUGUUGGAGCCUUUGCUGAGGACUGUGAUCACAUCCCCUGAGUGGCAGCACGUCAGCUUUGAGGUGGAUCCAACAAGGCUGGAGCCCACAGAAAGCCUUGAAGAGAACCAGCGGAGUCUCUUGCAAAUGACAGACAAGUUUUUUCAGGCAAUCAUUAAUUCCUCCUCGGAGUUCCCACCCCAGCUGCGCAGUGUGUGCCAUUGUUUAUACCAGGCAACUUGCCACUCUCUACUGAAUAAAGCUACCGUAAAAGAAAAAAAGGAAAACAAAAAAUCAGUGGUGAGCCAGCGCUUCCCCCAGAACAGCAUCGGGGCCGUGGGCAGCGCCAUGUUCCUGCGCUUCAUCAACCCCGCCAUCGUGUCCCCGUACGAGGCGGGCAUCCUGGACAAGAAACCCCCGCCCCGCAUCGAGCGCGGCCUCAAGCUCAUGUCAAAGAUCCUCCAGAGUAUUGCCAACCACGUGCUGUUUACAAAAGAGGAGCACAUGCGGCCUUUCAACGACUUUGUGAAGAGCAAUUUUGAUGCGGCGCGGAGGUUUUUCCUUGACAUCGCGUCCGACUGCCCGGCCAGCGACACCGUCAACCACAGCCUGUCCUUCAUCAGCGACGGCAACGUGCUGGCCCUGCACCGCCUGCUCUGGAACAACCAGGAGAAAAUCGGCCAGUACCUGUCCAGCAACAGGGACCACAAGGCUGUUGGACGACGACCUUUUGACAAGAUGGCAACCCUUCUUGCCUACCUGGGGCCUCCUGAGCACAAACCUGUGGCAGAUACACACUGGUCCAGCUUAAAUCUCACUAGUUCCAAGUUUGAAGAGUUUAUGACAAGGCAUCAGGUACAUGAGAAAGAGGAGUUCAAAGCACUGAAAACAUUAAAUAUUUUCUACCAAGCUGGGACAUCCAAAGUUGGCAAUCCUGUUUUCUACUACAUCGCUCGGCGGUUCAAGACUGGUCAGAUCAACGGGGAUUUGCUGAUCUACCACGUGCUGCUGACCCUGAAGCCAUACUAUGCAAAGCCAUAUGAAAUCGUGGUGGACCUCACACACGCUGGCCCCAGUAAUCGCUUUAAAACAGACUUUCUUUCUAAAUGGUUUGUAGUUUUUCCAGGCUUUGCUUAUGAAAAUGUCGCAGCAGUUUUUAUUUAUAACUGUAACUCUUGGGUCAGAGAAUACACCAAAUACCAUGAAAGGCUCUUGACAGGUUUGAAAGGGAGCAAAAGGCUUGUUUUCAUAGACUCUCCAGGGAAACUGGCAGAGCACAUCGAACACGACCAGCAGAAACUCCCAGCAGCUACCUUGGCUUUGGAGGAGGACUUGAAAGUGUUUCACAAUGCUCUCAAACUGGCUCAUAAAGACACCAAAGUUUCUAUUAAAGUUGGCUCGACGGCGGUGCAGGUGACGUCGGCCGAGCGCACGCGCGUGCUGGGCCAGACCGUGUUCCUCAACGACAUCUACUACGCCUCCGAGAUCGAGGAGAUCUGCCUGGUGGAUGAGAACCAGUUCACCCUGACCAUCGCCAACCAGGGCACCCCGCUCACCUUCAUGCACCAGGAGUGUGAAGCCAUCGUCAGGUCCAUCAUCCACAUCCGCACGCGCUGGGAGCUGUCGCAGCCCGACUCCAUCCCCCAGCACACCAAGAUCCGGCCCAAGGACGUGCCCGGGACGCUGCUCAACAUCGCCCUGCUCAACCUGGGCAGCUCCGACCCCAGCCUGCGGUCUGCUGCCUAUAAUCUUCUAUGUGCCUUAACCUGUACCUUCAACUUAAAGAUUGAGGGCCAGUUACUGGAAACUUCAGGUCUGUGUAUUCCUGCCAACAACACACUAUUUAUUGUAUCCAUCAGUAAGACUCUUGCAGCAAACGAGCCACACCUCACUUUGGAGUUCUUGGAGGAGUGUAUUUCAGGAUUUAGCAAAUCCAGCAUUGAGCUGAAGCACCUGUGCCUGGAGUACAUGACCCCCUGGCUGUCCAACCUGGUGCGCUUCUGCAAGCACAACGACGACGCCAAGCGCCAGCGCGUCACCGCCAUCCUGGACAAGCUCAUCACCAUGACCAUCAACGAGAAACAGAUGUACCCUUCCAUUCAGGCCAAGAUCUGGGGCAGCCUGGGACAGAUAACAGAUCUCCUGGAUGUAGUGCUGGACAGUUUCAUCAAAACCAGUGCCACGGGGGGCUUGGGCUCCAUCAAAGCCGAGGUGAUGGCAGACACAGCUGUGGCACUGGCUUCUGGCAAUGUCAAACUGGUGUCAAGCAAAGUGAUUGGGAGGAUGUGUAAAAUCAUUGACAAGACCUGUCUGUCCCCCACGCCCACGCUGGAGCAGCACCUGAUGUGGGAUGACAUUGCCAUUCUGGCUCGGUACAUGCUCAUGCUGUCCUUCAACAACUCCCUGGACGUGGCAGCACAUCUCCCCUACCUCUUCCACGUGGUGACUCUGCUGGUGGCCACGGGGCCCCUUUCCCUCAGAGCUUCCACUCACGGGCUCGUCAUCAACAUCAUUCACUCUCUUUGCACUUGUUCACAGCUUCACUUCAGUGAGGAGACCAAGCAAGUUUUAAGGCUGAGCUUGACUGAGUUCUCUCUGCCCAAGUUUUAUCUGCUGUUUGGGAUCAGCAAAGUGAAGUCGGCGGCGGUGAUCGCGUUCCGCUCCAGCUACCGCGACAGGUCCUUCUCGCCCGGCUCCUACGAGCGCGAGACCUUCGCCCUGACCUCGCUGGAGACGGUCACCGAGGCCCUGCUGGAGAUCAUGGAGGCUUGUAUGAGGGAUAUUCCAACGUGCAAGUGGCUGGACCAGUGGACUGAACUAGCUCAGAAGUUUGCAUUCCAGUACAACCCCUCCCUGCAGCCAAGAGCACUGGUUGUCUUUGGCUGCAUAAGUAAACGAGUGUCUCAUGGACAAAUAAAACAAAUAAUCCGAAUUCUCAGCAAGGGACUUGAGAGCUGUUUAAAAGGCCCUGAUAAUUAUAAUAGCCAAGUUCUAAUAGAAGCCACAGUUAUAGCCCUCACCAAGCUGCAGCCUCUCCUUAACAAGGACUCCCCUAUGCACAAGGCUCUGUUCUGGGUGGCCAUGGCCGUGCUGCAGCUGGAUGAGGUGAACCUGUACUCGGCAGGGACAGCCCUGCUGGAGCAGAACCUGCACACCCUGGACAGCCUGCGCGUGUUCAACGACAAGAGCCCAGAAGAAGUGUUCAUGGAGAUCCGGAGACCACUUGAAUGGCACUGCAAGCAGAUGGAUCAUUUUGUUGGACUAAAUUUCAACUCCAACUUUAACUUUGCACUCGUGGGACAUCUCCUGAAAGGGUACAGGCAUCCUUCCCCUACCACUGUAGCAAGAACAGUGAGGAUUUUGCACACACUCCUUGCUCUGGUUAACAAACACAGGAACUGUGACAAGUUCGAGGUGAACACCCAGAGCGUGGCUUACCUGGCAGCCCUGCUGACGGUGUCUGAGGAGGUGCGGAGCCGCUGCAGCCUCAAGCACAGGAAGUCUCUGCUGCUGACAGACGUUUCAAUGGAAAAUGUUCCCAUGGAUACAUACCCCAUCCAUCACAGUGACACUAGCUAUAGGACACUAAAGGAACACCAGCCCUGGUCAUCCCCCAAGGGGUCAGACAGACACCUGGCUGCCAGUUACCCAACAGUGGGACAGAUCAGCCCUCGCACCCGGAAAUCCAUGAGCUUGGACAUGGGGCAGCCUUCACAAGCCAACACUAAAAAGCUUCUAGGUACAAGGAAAAGUUUUGACCAUUUGAUAUCGGACACAAAGGCUCCUAAAAGGCAAGACAUGGAAUCUGGAAUCACAACGCCUCCCAAAAUGAGGAGAGUAGCCGAAAAUGAUUAUGAAAUGGAAACCCAGAGAAUAUCACCACAGCAACACCCGCACCUCCGGAAAGUUUCAGUUUCCGAGUCAAACGUCCUCCUGGAUGAAGAAGUUCUGACUGACCCAAAAAUUCAAGCACUGCUGCUUACAGUUCUUGCCACGCUGGUGAAAUACACCACGGACGAGUUCGACCAGCGCAUCCUCUACGAGUAUUUAGCAGAAGCCAGCGUUGUCUUCCCAAAGGUCUUUCCUGUUGUGCAUAAUUUGUUAGAUUCCAAGAUCAAUACCCUUUUAUCGCUGUGCCAGGAUCCAAACUUGUUGAAUCCAAUUCAUGGGAUUGUGCAGAGUGUCGUCUACCAUGAGGAGUCUCCACCCCAAUACCAAACAUCCUAUCUACAGAGUUUUGGAUUUAAUGGGCUGUGGAGGUUUGCUGGGCCCUUCUCCAAGCAAACCCAAAUCCCAGACUAUGCUGAGCUCAUAGUGAAGUUCCUUGAUGCCUUGAUUGACACGUAUUUGCCUGGAAUUGAUGAGGAAACCAGUGAAGAAUCUCUCCUGACCCCCACCUCUCCGUAUCCUCCAGCGGUGCAGAGCCAGCUCAGCAUCACUGCAAACCUCAACCUCUCCAACUCCAUGACCUCACUUGCCACAUCCCAGCACUCCCCAGCUUCUCUGCCUUGCUCUAAGUCUGCAGUUUUCAUGCAGCUGCCUCAUCCAGGGAUCGACAAGGAGAACGUGGAGCUCUCGCCCACCGCCGGCCACGCCAACAGUGGGAGGAUGCGCCACGGCUCCGCCAGCCAAGUGCAGAAGCAGCGAAGCGCCGGCAGCUUCAAGCGUCACAGCAUCAAAAAGAUCGUGUGAUUGUUGCUUUUUAAUUUUAUUUUUUAUUUUUGGACCUGACUGACACGCGCGGCCCCUCGCGAAGGGCCCUCCACCGGGUGUGAUGCUGCACUUGAUCUGUACAGUUCCCAUCCCGUCAGCCGCGUUGCCAGAUGAUCAACUCCUGACCCACUGCUGUUGGAGUUCUUUUGAGAGAACCAGACGACCAUCGAUGGCAAAAGGCACAGAGCCUGCCCUCUGUCCGGGGGGAUAUCAUGGCUUUAUUCUGGGGUCCUGCCCCUGCAGGCCAGAGCUCUUUUUUAGCUCCUUUCCCGAGGCCCUGCCCGUCCCGGGGCUUUUUCCCAGGGGGUAUGGGCCCAGAGGCAGGGACAAGCCACUACCCAGUCAGGGAUGAGGUGGGAGUGGAACAGAGUUGGGUUGCAUUCCAGUGUGGAGGAUGGGCACUGCUGAGCAGGGACAAACCACGUGAUACAGUUUCCAAAGGGAUACAAUAGAAAACAUUACAAACCCCAAUAUAAAAAUGGAACACAGUAUAAACCCAAUUAAUGCGCUACAACACACUGCCUGAGUUAAAGCCUUCAUUCCCCCCGUGUUCGGUUUCAGCCGGUGUUCAGAACCACGCGUGUGCCCCGGGGGAGGCUGGAGUUCUCUAGCGCUGCAGAGCCGCCUCUGUUCGAAUCCAAAGCCAUUUCCCAGCCCCGCCCUGUCUGCUCUGGCCUCAGGUGUUCCUGCUAAGGGAAGUGUUGAUCCUUAACCCUGUUUGCAUGCCUCAAGGUAGUAGUGGCUUCCUGAGCCGGGGGAGUUUCUCUAACCCUGGUUUAAAUCCAAACCUACAGAUUUUAGCUGUAUACUUUUUUUUACCACACUGAGAAGAAUCUUGUUCAUGAUAGCUGCAGUACAAGGAGCUUAACAGAAGUGGUGGAUUAGGUUAAGUUUCAGGUAAUUAGCAAUAAAGGGGAGAGGAAAAGGAGGCUGCAGGAGUCCCUCAUUCCCCAGACCAAGCUUCACACACUUGGACUGUACAUGGACCAGACUGGACAAACUGGCAUUUUUCCCCAGGUUCUUUUUUUGUUUGGAUUUGUUUGUUUGUUUGUUUUUUGCUGUACUUUCUCUGCCCUAAGGAAGUUGUACAGGGGAGAAUCCCUGGGAACUGACCCUUGGGAUGUCAUUGUAGCCCCCGCUUUAGUUCUGCCCUUCCCAACAAUGCACACCCAUGAGAGCUCCUGGCAGAAUAUCCAGCGGGGAAUGGAGGGAAAAUGGGAUGGAUUCAUUCCCGGCUCUGGGGGAUUGUGUGGCAAAGCUGCCCCUGCGCUGCCCGAGCAGGGACAGAAAGAGCCACGUCUGCUCAAGGUACAUGCAUUUAAAUGAACUGACACGGUGUCCAACCCAGGGGCGUCUGGUGGUGGCGCAGUCACCUCCCGGGGGUGGGUUCGGGGCUUACACAAACCUGAGGCUGCCUCACCGUCAGGGCCACGGGUGGCGGCUGGGGACGGGCACUGCGCUGGCCAGGGAGGAGGUGGCGCCGGUCCUGCCGUGGGUGCCAGCGCCCCGUGGGCACGUGUGGGGUGUCUGAGUUGGGGCGAGCUACGGUUCCGGCAGGGGCUGUGUCCUUGGGGGCUCACACAGCUCCUGCUCAGAAUCAGAUGCGCUUCCCAGUUUCAGAUCCCUCUGCUGUGGUAGGAAUUUACAAUCCUUCAGUGGCUUUAAAGGAAAAAACAAGUAUAUCCAUUAGGUAAAAGCCAGUCCUCCAGUGCAAUCGUUAGUGGCUUUCAGUAAAUCAAACUCCACAGCUAAAUUAUUAGAGAAUGGUACAAUUAAGGGUUCCAAUUUAUUGCUAUAGCACAUAAUUCCCAUGUAUCCACACAGUAACAAUGUAACAUUUAUGUAAAUAAAAAUACCUUUAUUGUAUUGAUUCAUAAAAUAACAACUUCUUUAAUUUGUUUACAGUCCUGGAAAAACUAUGAACACAAACUUCAUAUGCAAAUAGUUUGCCAAAACAAGGGGAAAUCUUAGAAUUAGCAGUCAUGGAAUAAACAGGCUAGAAAGAUGAACUGGUGCAAUUAACCAAAUCCCCUCACUCGGGUGGUGCAGGCGCCAAGGCAGGAACGUGGUCACUGGUGACACAGAGUGGGCUCUGAGCAGGGCCGUGAGGCUGAGCUGGGCUCAGGGACAGAGCAGGGGCUCAAGCUUUGGGUUUGGGGUCCCCAGGUUAGAAACCAUUGUCAUCCCACAACUCAAACUGUGAGGAGCCACCCCUGGUGUCACUGGGGUUUGCACGGGGUUGUGCCCGGUCAAGCUGGUUCCAGCCCUUGCCGUUGUGCUGAGGACAAGGAAUUGUAGAAGCCUGUGGAUUUGUGUGUAGGAGGACAAGAAGAAUCUCUUGUGAAGGUGGUGUGCUGUUUUCAGGUGUUUCUCAUAUGAGCAGAUCUCCUGCAAACAGGAACAGUAUUUCUAGAGGAACUGCCUGACUGAUGUUGUUUGGGCAGAGAGCAAGCCCUUCACAGUUGUGCAUCAUCCAUGUCAGAAGUGUCCCUCCAUCAGAACUGCUGUGUUCCCUGCAGCACAGAGAUGUGGGAGCAGAGGGGACGGGGAUGAAAGUCACCUUCCCUGUGAGAACUACUCCAGGCUCUAAGUCCCAGCUGAAAAAACUGCUCUCUUCAUAAAGUCAGUGAACAAAACAGAAUUUCCUCUUUUCCUGGAAGGAGGGAGCCAGUUGGAGUUUUCCCCAUAUGAGAGGUUUAGUGAGAGGGCCUGGACUCUGGCAGAGCAGGGGUAUCAGACACCUGUCAGGUAAUGGGUGAAUUGGGGUGUAAGGACUGCUGAUGGCCAAGGUUUAAUUUGGGAUCGUGUGUGCCGUGAUAGGCAGGAACGAUGUCUCCUAGUACUGGUGCUUGGGAAGCUCGUGCUUGGCUCCCAGGGAACCAUGGCCUUUUGUGUAAUGAUUAAACUCCCAUCAGUAAUUAGUUGUUGAGUGCCUUACUGUCACUGUAUCUCUGUCCCGCUCCCUCCAGCAGCUGCUGCUGGGAUUUGCCUCUUUUUCUUUCUCACAUCCUCCUUCCUUUGUUCUUUCCCUGUUCAAGCACUCUCCAUCCCAUUCCGUCCCUGGGAGCUCUGCUGCCAUCCCAGCCUGCUCCAUCCUUUCUCCACCUGCUGCUCUGUUCUCCGGUGACCAGCAGGUUGUUGCUGGUGACAGUGUGGCUGUGAGCCCUGACCCGACACCCAGCCCCAUCCCCGGUCCCCAGUGCCACUGCGCUCCGGGCAACCUGCGGGCCACUGGCAGCGGCUGCUGCUCCAGGCUCUGCUGCUCCAGGCUCUGCUGCACGGCUGGAGCUGCAGCCCCAGAGUCCCUGUGCUCUGACAUGAAAACCUAAAAUUCAGAAAAAUCCAAUUGGAACACGUGGACCACGUAACACCCUCCUGGGGAGCGUGUGUGAGCCCCCUGGCUCAGAGCCCAUUCCCUGCCCCGCACUGACCACAGCUCAGUACUGUAAAGACAAUUAACAUUCUGUUUGUGUUUGUAUUUUCCCUGACUUAAAGAUAACUCAGUAGUAUUUGAAUAGUGCAUAACCUACCUGUAAUGAUGCCAAUGUUUCUGCUUUACCGUGCAUGAGGUUUCCCAGGACAGGGAACAUUUCACUGAGUCUCGUGGGCUGAGCCCCCGGCGUGUGCCGGGGUUGGCUCUGACCCGGGUUGUAGGUUUUAGGGCUUUUUCUGUUUCAUUCUAAGGUUAAUUUUUUCCAAAGUCACAAAGCACGUCCUAUUGUUAUGCAACAAACCACAGACAGUCACUCAGAGUGUUGGUCCCACCUUUUUUUUUAUGCAGUAUAUUCACCUGUAAAUAGUUUUUGUGUAAAAUUUGACAGAAAAGUAUAUUUACUACACUGUAAAUACAUGUGACAAUAUAUUGUAUUAUUUUGCUUUUUUUGUAAAGCAGUUAGUUGCUGUAUAUGUAUAACAUACAAAUUUGAUUAUUCUAGUGUUAGUAACUGUUAACUACUCCUCCUCCCUCCUGCUGGUGCGUUCCAUCAUUUAAACCGAAGCUGUGUCCGACACACUCACCCUGUGUAUGAUCUCACUGCUUCCAUCCGGCCUUGGCUUCCCAAGGGUUUCUGUGAUCCCAGUCCCGGUCGUGCUGUCAAAGCGAGGGUGUGAGCCUGGAGAGCCCGCCGGUCCCAGCGCCGCUGGGAGCUGUGGGUCAGAAUGGUGGAAACCUGCUUUCAGAUAAUUAUUGUUCACCCCAUUCUCCCCUCAUGUAUGUACUCCCCCUUUUUUUUUUUGAAGUAAAAUGUAAAUUCAACCUGCUCCCUGUUGUUCGAAGGUCAUUCCUGGGGGCUGUGGGGUAAAGGUAGUGGACGCUGUUGGGACAAGUGUGGGUGGGUUCUUUGGGGCUGAACCAAGGGAUCCGGCCCAGUUUCAGACCCCAACUCCCCACGUUUUCUGGGGAAAAUUAAGAUUCCAGUUAAAAUCCAGUGUCUGGGGUUUGUCUUCCCAGACUGGUGCUGCUCUGGGUGUGGGAUCCUGCACAGAUCUGAGAUUGCCUGCGGUGACUGAGGAAGAAGAAAGCCCAUUGUCAUGAAUUUCAUGUCACUUCAAUAAGAUUAUCAUAACUGAAUAAUAAAUCAGAAUAUUUCUUUUUAAAAUGUAAAUUUAAUAUUGUAAUAAAACAGCUGCUUGGUCUUUAAAGAACAA